Sapajus apella (tufted capuchin) is the source of this 8682-nucleotide messenger RNA. RefSeq names its product polycomb group ring finger 5 (gene PCGF5). Gene Ontology annotation, biological process: regulation of transcription by RNA polymerase II. Lineage: Eukaryota; Metazoa; Chordata; Mammalia; Primates; Cebidae. Bases 5310 to 6071 code for a protein of 253 amino acids. The transcript is spliced from 10 exons. The record is from RefSeq and is a predicted model, not a curated record. Gene Ontology annotation, cellular component: PRC1 complex.
AGGAGACUUCUUCUUAAAAAAUACAUAUUUAAAGAAAAAGAGAGAGAGACAAACAAGGAGAACAUCAUGUGAAGAUAGAUGCACAGAGAGAAGACAGCCAUGGGACUACCGGAGAAACAGCACAAUUGCAUGCUGUAGGGGAGAGGAAAUUCUCUCCAGGGAGGUUGCUACCAGAAAAAGGGACUAUGCCCAGCUCCUUCUGGUUAGAGAAUUUAAAGGAACUGAUCAAAUUCAAAAUCGUGGCUAUGAGAAAUAGGAGAGAAUGUGUCCAGGCAUAUAAAGGAGUAAUUAUAAGAACAAAGCAAAACAAAAUGCAGCAUUAAGAACCCAGUUGACUGGAAUAGCAUAUUUUUAGUAGUACUGAUUUGCAGACAAGCACACUGGUAGAGGAGCAAGACUAGCGGAUGAAUGGCCAAAAGGCUAAAGAACUGCAGAUAAAAUGUGAUAACCAGAACAGGGAGAAAGUUAACAAUGAUUGCAUUGGGUCUGAGGAAGAGAAGUAAGGAAAUGGAUCCAGAGAAAGGUUGAUUAAACUAAAUUGAAAGGAAGGAGCAGAGAAUCUCUGAAUGGGGAUAUAAGCCAGAAUACAGUUAUUUUAAAAUCAAUUUAUGCUUGUAAGUUCAGGUUCUAAUUACAGUAAGUCUUUCCUUUUCUAGUAGAAAUGAGUGCUCAACUUAAAAUUUCAGACUUCACUGUUAAAAAGGAUUAAAUAAUCAAUAGUUAUGGAAAUAUUGUAAAGGAAAUGGUGAUCUAUGAAUUCAUAAUCAUGAAGUUCUAAUUAACUUCCUCAUCAGUACUUGUAAUAAGCAUCACCCUCCUAACAUUUUUGGGAAGUGAAAUGUUGUAAGUUGUUCAAAUCAGGAACAACAGUUCUUGACAAAAUUUGCUUUUUAAAAGCAUAAAUGAUUACAUGUAAUUACUUCUCUUCCUUGGAUUUUUCUGCAGUUUUCUUAAUUUAAUAAAUUAAAAAGGCAAUAUUGAAAUGAUCUCAUAUCAAAGCCUCCUCUUUUAUAAUUCAGUAAUAUAGUUAGUGAACAGACCUCGGUCUUGGUGACUUGUGUGAAAAGCACUUUGAAACUCCCUGUUCACAGAUUCUUCUUAAUAUGCGUAUAAUAGUCAUCCAAAAAGCUAGUCAGGGAGAAUACCCGUCAGCAGCUUAAAUUCCCUUGUUUAAUGUCAUGGAAAUAAAAACAUACCUCCUUCUCCUUGGGAGGCUGUCAGGUCUGAUCUAGCUCCCAUAGCUUCAGUAUUCUUAUUUCCAAAUAUGCCCUCUUUUGCUGAUUCUGCUGCCUUUGAAAAGAGAUGGGAUGGGGAAAUCUCACUACCCAGCCCUUCAGGGCCUCUUCUCAGACCACAAUCCAGGCUGCUGACGCUGACUGUGGUAAGGCUGGAGUUGACAGCUAACACACUUUUUUCUGUCCUUCUCAUUUACCAUUCAUAUGCCAUUAACAUUCAUGUCCAUAGUUUUGGAAAUUGUGUCUUCUUGUCUUUGUAACUGGCAGAGUAGGCAUAUAGGGCUAAUUUUUUGUCUACCCAUAGUGCUCCUUCUUUCAAUUGGAGUUUCUGUCACUUGAUCAUGUUCCAUUUAAUAGUUUAUUAAUAAAUUUUGAUAUAUUGCUCCAUAAUUGUUUCUUGUGGGUAAGUCUCUACUCCCCGGUGUGAUUUUAAUUAAUAAUUCAAGGAGGCAGGGAUUGUGCCUUAACAUCUUCUUUGUAAAGAUCCCUUCAAGAAGAAACCCAAGAAAGAAUACAUAGGAUCAGUUCUUAGAAUGUGUGCAAUUAUUCAGUUUUUCAAUAAGUAUUUAUUUGAACACUUACUUUUUGCCAUCUACUCUGCUAGGGUUGUAUAGCCAAGCAGUGGAUCCACUGAGCUUACACUCUAGUGGGAGGUCCAGAUGAGUAAAUCAGAUAAUCUAAGACAGUGUGAUAUUUGAUUUGAGAGGAUAAGUAUGAGUUGUUAUGUAUGACUAUGGUCUAUGUGUAAAGAGGAGGCUCUUCUGCAGCUUUGAACGAGUGCCUAGGAAGGUGACCUUUGAAAUCAGCUGAUACCUGAAAGGAUAUGUAAGGGUUGGCCAGACUUAGCAGAGGUGGGGAAGGGUGAGGGGAUAAAGACAGGGUGCUCAUUUGGAAGAAGACCUCUCUAGCUAAUUAGAGAGUAAAGGGGUACAUUAUGGCUUGAACACAGAGUUCAAGUAGGAGUGGGGAGGCCAUAACAGUGGCAGGGAUCUGAAAUGGCCUUGUUAAGUGUUUGGGUAUUAUUUUAGGAAUGGGGAUUUUUAAAGCCAGAGAACAGCAUGAUCAAAUUUAUAUACUUAGAGUCUUCUGGCUGUGCUGUGGAAGAUGGUUUGGCAGAAAGGAGCUGUAGGAAGACAAUUUAAGAGUUAAUUGAGUGAUAGAGACUAGAGAGGAUAGUGAUCUGAACAAGGUGGCUAAGUGAAGGGAUUCAAGAGACAUGUAGCAGGGAAAGUCCUUGAAAAUUAUUGGAUUGUUGGAGAGGGGUGCAGUAAGAGAAAGACAUGGUCAAGGGUGAUUGGAAGUUCUCUUCAAUUCUCUGUUCCCCCUCCCAUUCCUCUGUCAUUGAUUUUAGGCAACCAUAAAUUUAGAGCUAUAAUAUUCAUGGUCAUAAAAUGAAUUUAUGUGGGCCUUAUAGGACAUUUAUGUUCAAUUGUAAUAUUUUCUAUAAUCUCUAUAGGAAGGCUUUUAGAUUACAGAGAUAGUUUCUGUGUUAAAGGCCCUCUGUUAAAAUAUUAAACAGCAUUCCUGGGUACAUGAUUUAUAAUAAUUACAAAUUCAUCAUAUUUAAUAUUUCAGGGAAAUGUAAAUAUAUAUAACCAGUUUCCAAUCACAUUAUGCCAUUAAAAGUCAGUUAAUUAAUGAUGUAUUUAUUAGGCAGGAAAAGAAUGUGAACUUUCAGUAUAGAACUCACCCAUUGCCCAACCAUAGAUGAAAUAAAAAUCUAGACAAAUAUAAAGUAAUGAAAAUAUUUGUUAGAUAUACAGAUAGCUCCAGGUAUUUCCAGGAGUUAUUAAAGCCAUUUGUGGUUUUCUGGAAGAUUCUGGGCUAAUACUCAAAUGCCACAGUUUAUCACUUUGGGAUUAUGCUUCUUUGAUAGGGAAUCACCAGUGGCCAUUUCACUCCUACGUGCCAUCUAGACAGUUAUUUUUUCCCUUUCUUCAUCUAUUCUUCCCUUUCUUUCUUCUUUAAAAAAAGUUAAUCCGUUUCUUACCAGACCUCCCUUAAAUUCUUGGACGUGAGAAGUACUCUCAAGAGGUAUUAAAGAAAACUGAACCUGGCACCUUUGUUUUGGUCUUGGCCCUACCAAAAUCAGCUCUGUAAUUAGGAAUUUGCUACAUCUCAGGAUCUUGAUUUCUACAUCUGUAAAAUGAGAAAACUGAAGUAGACUAUUGUUAAGGGGACUCCCAGCUAUGAUUCUUUUAUCCUGCCUUUAUUUCCCUGGUAUUAUAUAUCCAGUUGCUUCCAGGCCUUUGUUUACUUGAGGGUUCCACUGGUACUAGAGAUUUGCUCAGAGCUGCCCCCUCAUGUUGUAGCUUCCAUGGUUUGUCCUCUGCCCCCACUGGCAGUACCAAGGGACUAGACUAGAAUAAGCAACUGGUAAGGAGCCCAGGGGAGAAGGAGACGCAGCACGGCAGCUGAAAGUCCCAUGUUUAAAUACUUAACAAUCUACAUACACAUCACACGGUAAAGUUGCCCUUUUGCAGCAUUCCUUAUCAUUACUAUUAUUUUUUUUAACCAGACAAAUGUUUGAGUUUUUUGACUUGUUUAUAUUUUGUGUAUGUGUGCAUUCUUUUAAAUUGGGGUGGGAGAGAUGGGAUGGUUGCUGAAGAGGGCAGAGGAGAAACCACAGAACAUUUUAUUGCAAACUAUGCUGCCUCUCCAGACAAAAAGCAUAGAUUUCCUUACAAAGGUUGUAGUUCUCUCCCAUUCCAAGUCCAUUCUGGCAACCCCACCUCCACAUUCAUCCUCAGGUACUGUUCUAUAGCAUGUUUGUGACCCCUUCCUUCAUUGCUAACAUAUGUCCUUCUCAAAUCUGCCUUCAAGCUUGUUUCCUUCAGAAAUACUGAUUAAUCCCACUUAUGAUUGGUCACCAAUCACAUUUAAGCCCCCUGGACGUCAUUGUUACUCUUUUAAAACACAUUUAAAAUAGUUUCGGACACAAAAUAGGAAAAUACCAAGUCAUUUGUAUAUGUUGUGGUAUGUAUACAGUAAUAUCUUCUAUCGCAUAUUUUAAACACACUAGAAAUAGUGUGAUUUUUCACGUAUUGUUCUGUUUAGUUUUUGAAAUGAAAGAUAUGAAGGGUAAAGAGUAAUCCUACUGCCAUGAAGUCGUUUGACAUCACUUGUUUUCUCUUACUCAUUGUGAUUGCUGUCACUGAUGAAGUUAAUCCCAGCUUGGACAUUGGCAUGUAUGAUUUUGCAAAAUGGUUCUUUAAAGGACUAUAAGAAUGUGGUCAUUUAAAGCUGUUUCAGAAAGUGUAUUGCUCCUACUGUGAUGUUAGAAAUGGCAAUUUUUAAACUUAUGUCAGAAUUUGACUACAAAAUGGGUAGUUUUUAAAGCUGCCUUGGUCUACUGCUUGAUGCAUUUUAAAUUUGAAAUGAAUCUUUGAACACCUGUAUGGCUGCAGGAACAGUGGUUAAGUUUGUUGGUUUUCCACUUAGUCAUCUAUCACUUUAGUAAGAAGCUAAUGCCUAUCAGUUGGAGAAAAAGCAAAUGCUUUGCAUUGACAGUCUCCCCUACCCUCUAUUAUUGUCAUUUUUUUAAGUCGUCACUGCUCUGGCUUUUAAAAUGCACGUUUUUGAAUGGAUUUUGCAAUGAAUGAUCUCUUGUAGAUCUCAAAGUCCACUAGAAAGAGUAUUGGGUUUUUUGUUUGUUUUGAACCUUGCAAACAGUAAUGCUUCUUUGCCACUCACCCUCCCCCCACCCUCACUCUCCACAACGUUCCCGUUUGCUUAUAGUUGUCAACGACCAUGAUCUCUGGACCCACGGCUACAGUAACAAGUUUGUUAGUGAUUUUCAAAUAAGGUGCAAAUCAAGGGAUGGCUUUGUCCCACUUCCGCGCAGGCGGGACAGACUUGAGGAAGACCCAGCUGAGGAGACAAAUUCUCAGGACAUGGGAAAGCGGAACCACCAAAAGGAGUGAUGGUCAACGAUCUCAUGAUAAAUCUGGAUGCUAGUUCUCAUGCCUCAGGACGUCCUACUGGGAACGCCACACCAGCUCCUGGGAUCAGACUUUCAUCUACUUAGGACCCCUCUUUGCCCGAACUACUAAAGCCAGUCUUAGCUAGCCACGAAUGGCUACCCAAAGGAAACACUUGGUGAAAGAUUUUAAUCCUUACAUUACCUGCUAUAUCUGUAAAGGGUAUCUGAUCAAGCCAACCACAGUGACGGAAUGCCUCCAUACAUUCUGUAAGACUUGUAUUGUUCAGCACUUUGAAGAUAGCAAUGAUUGCCCAAGGUGUGGCAACCAAGUUCAUGAGACAAAUCCAUUAGAAAUGUUGAGGUUGGACAAUACAUUAGAGGAAAUUAUAUUUAAGCUGGUCCCUGGACUGCGAGAACAAGAACUUGAGCGUGAAUCUGAAUUUUGGAAGAAAAAUAAGCCUCAAGAAAAUGGACAAGAUGUUACUUCAAAAGCUGACAAACCGAAAGUAGAUGAAGAAGGUGAUGAAAAUCAAGAUUAUCACAGAAGUGACCCACAAAUUGCUAUCUGUCUAGAUUGUUUACGAAAUAAUGGACAAUCGGGGGACAAUGUAGUAAAGGGUUUAAUGAAGAAAUUCAUUCGAUGUUCUACACGGGUAACUGUUGGAACUAUUAAAAAAUUUCUAAGUUUAAAACUAAAACUUCCAAGUUCUUAUGAGCUGGAUGUGCUGUGCAAUGGUGAAAUUAUGGGGAAGGAUCAUACUAUGGAAUUCAUCUACAUGACAAGAUGGCGACUAAGAGGCGAAAACUUUCGGUGUCUGAACUGCUCAGCUUCGCAAGUCUGCUCUCAGGAUGGCCCUUUGUAUCAGUCAUACCCUAUGGUAUUGCAGUAUCGACCAAGAAUUGAUUUUGGUUAGACCAAGGGGCCCAGACCUCACUGAGAUGAAUCCUGCACUAUUUGUUUACUCGUCAACAGAUUGCACAGUUAACGGUGUGUGGACUAGAGGAACACAACCAGAUUUUCAGCAUGCAAAUAAGGCCAUUGUCUAUCUCUAAAUUGUCAGUUGCAUUCAUGUUGUUUCUAUUAAGAGCAAACCAAGUGCCAUUCUGCUACUGAACCAUCUGCAUAAGGUAUCUGUGUUGUCUCAAAGUGUGCAAGUCACGGUCAAAAUCAGUUAGGUGUGCCGCCAUGAUUCAGCCUUCUGAAUAUUUUGCUUGCCUGUUCCAAGAUUGUUCUAAUGUUUAAUUACACUAGUAAAAUGGCUCAAUUGUUGUGGUGUUGCAGUUUUCACAUACUUACUAUUUUAUUCUUGUUUAAAUAGUGUACUGUACAAGAAACUAAUAAUUAUAUAUUGAAAUUAUUUUGUAUGGAAAUAUAUUUAGAAAAGUGGUUUUUGAGCCACUGUCUUGUUCUUGGUAAGCUUUUUGUGUGGAAAAAAAAAAGUCCAUUCUUGAGUGUGCAAGUCCUUUUGCGAAGAAUUCCAAUUAUUCUGUAACAUUAGAGCACAACAUAAUUGUAGACAUUCUAAGCAUCUGUCUGUAUAGUCUACCAAUUGCACAAGGAAGGCACGUUAGCCCUCCAGAUUGAAAAUGUAUGUGACCUCUUGAACUGAAGUUAGAUUCCCAACCAUUCAAAAUGUUGGCAGCUGAUCACAUUUACUUCUGAUAAAAUUAAUGUGUAAGUAAGGUUAAUCUUCUUUCAUGAUGCCUUAUGACAAGCAGGUGCUGCUUCAUGAAAUGUCAUUGUAUAGCCCAUUUCAUGUAUCAUUACAUUGUUGCUGUCGUUCAAUGAGUGCAUUAUUUCUCUUUUUAAGUUGGCCUUAGGUAUAUGUCAUUGUGGCAUGCAGAGAGUUAUGAUGAUUUUAAAUAUUAGGAUUUUUAGAGCACAUAACAUUAGCUAUUUUAUGGAUUUCAAAAGUCUCAAAACAGUUGUAGAUUAAAACUCUUAGUUACCUUUCACAUUUCCAAACUAAAUGCAUAAAAUAGAACAAAUGCAGUAUAGAAGAUAACUAUGCUAACCAAAAUUAAUAGGUUAAGGGUAUUUUAUUUUAAAUCCUGUAGUAAUCAGGGAAAUGGGAUUAUUGUUUUAUACAUGAGUUCAUUAAGAUCAGAAAUAGAAAAUGUCUUGUAUUUUGCAGUUUUGUUAAGUCUUCCAUUCAUUUUAGAAUUAGUCUGCAAGUCAAAGAAAGUCUUGUUACCUUAAGUUAUAUGAAAACGGUCAUUUUAAACCAUUUAAAAUUUACAGUUUUCAAAAACUUAGAAAAAAAUCUUGAAAGUUAGGAAAAAUAAUUUAAAAAUAUGACAUGAGCACAAUCUGUGUAUUACACACAUUUAGUUUUUAUACUGCAUAUGUGGUAAAUGUCCCACAUUUUCCAGUAAAAUGUAUCAGAAAUUAAUGCCUUCUGAAUUUCAAAAUGAUUCGUAGAAAUAAGAUAUUGUACAACUAUAGCAAACAUAAAAUACAGGUAAAUCUUAAUACAUUUCACUAUGUAAAAGGCUAAAACUUCAUAAUUAUCUUCUUCUUAUAUCUUUUUUUGAGUUAAAAAGUCUAUUAAAUUUUUCUGUUCUAAAUUUGGUGGAAAAGGUUACGGCAAUACUUUGUUUUGUUAGAUUGUUUUUAUUCUUGGAAUGGCUCACAAGCAGAAUUUAAAAGGCAGAUUUUCAUUAACUAUAAAUGGCUGAAAAAACUGAAUUUACUAUCUAGCUACAGAAAUUAUUUUUCUAUGCUGUAAAACCCAGUUCGCAGAUAUCCCUAAGAACUUUUAAAAAUUAUUUGUCACAUCUAGGUCAGUGAUUAAAAUAGUGUUUUGCAAAUAUAAGUUAAUUUUAAUCAACUCAGAAUGAAUUAAGAGUGCAUUUUAAAAAUCACAAGUGAGACUUUGAUGUUUUUGCUGCCCCCAGCCAAAACUUAAUGGCCAUAAAUGAAUUUUAUCCCCAAAAUCUCUUUAAAUUUGGUCGGUUGCCUUGUCAUAUGUAAUUUCACUAUUUUCCAAGGAAAUAUAGAGAGCAAUGAUGAAACUGAGAAUAGUUUUAUAUAGAAUUCCUCUAUUUACUGAUAAUGCAUUAACAUUUUUAUUGAAAUGCUGUGGAAUAUGUGCCAAAACGUGAAAAGCUUACAUUAAGAAAGGCAUCAACUGUCAUUUGGAGAAAGGUACACAUUUUUUUUGAUGGUCCUAAGUGAUGUGAUAUUACUACUAGAAUCACAGAUUUCUUCAACUGACUUCUUUUGGUAUGUUCAGUUAUAGCUUUCUAAGGAUAGGACUACUUUUAUGUCUAGUAAUACACUGUAUUCCCUGUUAAUUAUCCCUUAAGUCAGGUUGUAGAAUUUGUAAGAAACUAGGUAUAGAAAAAACAUAUAGGCAAAUUCUGUGGUUAGCUUUAUAAAUUUAGGGUGCUUAUAAAAUGAAUUCUUUAUAUAAACUAUAGGAAUAAUCAUCUGAAUCUGUAAAAUCAGAGAAUAAAACUAAAAGUUUUCUUUAAUCUGUUGUUUCUUAAGCAAUAAACUGAAAGACCUUUACUUCCAUAAAA